CACACCAAAUGGAUGCACACCAAGACUGAACAUGCUCCACUUGCAAAACGGAGUGUAUCGAACCAUUGGCAGGAUGAUGUCUACAAUAAUAGUGCAAGGGGGUGAAACACCUGCAUUCCUGUCUCCAAGUGUAGUGGACUACAUUGUGUUUGGGGACAUCCUUCAAGUUCAUGUGUCACCUGAUGAUAUAGGUGACCCUGAUUUAAGGGAGAACCUCAAUAAGGUUCAAGAUGCAACCUUGCAGGAUGAUUUGGAGAAGGCAGUCAGCUGUUGUGACUCAUGGCGAUAUCAAGUAGAGGGGCUUCCACUCGUAGUCACCAUGGCCAACAGAGAUGUGUUUGUGAAAAAUGCAGUUUUAUACCAUACUGUUGUGCAACGGCAGAGCUGUCUUGAUCAACUCAUUGAUGGCUUGUCCCACUAUGGAGUUUUAUCACUCCUGAGAGAGAACCCCAGCUUGCGUGUGCUACUUGACAUACCAGCAGAGGACAAAUGUCAAGAAGCUGAUUAUGUAGCUGGUAUUCUCAAACCAAGCUACUCCGUACUGGGGAGCAACAGAAGAGCUAAGGAGGAGUUGAUAGUGAUCAAAUUUAGGGAGUUUCUCCAAUGUGUUGAAAAUAAAGAGCUGAGAGACACAUAUGGGGACAGGACUCUAACCAGCAGUGAGGAGGCAUUCCUGAAGACUUUGAGACCUGGUCACAUCCUGGCAUUUGCUACAGGGAGCAGCAAAGUCCCAGCCAUUGGCUUUCAUCCAUCUCCUAAAUUAAUGUUUAUUCAUGAUGAAAAAAAACAUCUUCCCAUUGCGCACACUUGUGCAAAUGAGCUUCACCUUUUUGUAAACACAAAAACAAUGGCUGAUGAUGAUGAAUUUAACUACUGCUUCCUAGUAGCACUAAUGAAUGGAUCUUUAUUCAGCACCAUUUAAACAAACAGUUAAUUUGUUAAAGAACCCCUGCAGUGUAAUACACCGUUUAGUGCAGGGCUCCACAUGUUUGUUCAUAAAGGACAUAGUUUGUCCAUGUUAUAAAGCAAUGGUUUUAAUUGCAGUACACAAGAAAUCUAAAAAAUAAAUACUUAAGCUUGUGUUGUUCCAUCUUGCUCCACACUUCGCCCUGUUUUCUUACAAUUUUUUUUUACCUCUGUGAGGACUAUCUGACCCUUUUUUAUACUGUAAGAUUUUGUACUGUAUGAUUGGAAAGAUAUGGAAUCAAUCAUCGCAGUAAUAAUAAAUUUCAAAUGCAGUUUCUUUAA
This is a messenger RNA of Misgurnus anguillicaudatus (oriental weatherfish), 1248 nucleotides long. The record is from RefSeq and is a predicted model, not a curated record. Lineage: Eukaryota; Metazoa; Chordata; Actinopteri; Cypriniformes; Cobitidae.